Messenger RNA from Spodoptera exigua (beet armyworm), 1172 nucleotides. Lineage: Eukaryota; Metazoa; Arthropoda; Insecta; Lepidoptera; Noctuidae. The record is from the annotation of a GenBank genome assembly.
CUAUGGUUUCAUUCUUUUUUUUCGCUGUCAUCCCAAGUUAAACGUUUCGGCCAGCGACAUUUUUCGUCGGCUGGUGGUGAUUUUGGCAAAAAAACGCCCUGAAAAAGCCGUAAAAAUGUUGGGUCGCGCAGCACCAGGGGUCUGCCAAGUGGUGGCUUUGGCCAACCAGCAGCAGAACAGGAACAUGGCUACCCUGAAAGCCAUUUCCAUCCGUCUGAAGUCUGUAAAGAACAUUCAGAAAAUCACCCAAUCUAUGAAGAUGGUGUCAGCUGCUAAGUACACUCGUGCUGAGCGUGACCUCAAGGCCGCUCGCCCGUACGGCGAGGGUGCCGUCCAGUUCUACGAAAGGGCUGAGGUCGCCCCACCGGAGGAUGACCCUAAGCAGCUGUACAUUGCUAUGACCUCUGACAGAGGUCUUUGCGGUGCUGUUCACACUGGUGUGUCGAAGGUAAUCCGCACCCGUCUGGCUGAGCCCGGCGCGGAGAACAUCAAGGUUAUCUGCGUUGGAGACAAGUCCCGUGGUAUUCUGCAGCGACUCUACGGAAAGCACAUCAUCAGUGUUUGCAAUGAGAUCGGUCGUCUGCCCCCGACCUUCAACGACGCUUGCAAGAUCGCGAGCGCUAUCCUCGAGUCGGGUUACGAGUUCGCGUCAGGCAAGAUCAUCUACAACAAGUUCCGCUCUGUCGUGUCCUACCAGCAGUCUGAUCUGCCACUCUACAGCCAGAAGGCUGUUGAGAGCGCCCCCAAGCUGGCGACCUACGACUCUUUGGACGCUGACGUGAUCCAAUCGUACAUGGAGUUCUCCCUCGCCUCCAUGCUGUUCUACGCUCUGAAGGAAGGCGCCUGCUCCGAGCAAUCUUCCCGCAUGACAGCCAUGGACAACGCGUCCAAGAACGCCGGAGAAAUGAUUGACAAGCUGACCCUUACCUUCAACAGGACCCGCCAAGCCGUCAUCACCCGAGAACUUAUCGAGAUCAUCUCCGGUGCCGCUGCCCUCGACUAGACAUUCUUGCAGUCGUUUUGCUGAGAUUUUUCUAGUAUUUUUUGCCUAGUUUCACUGUAGAAUUUACUUGUAUAAUGUUAGUCUGUAUUGAAAUACGCGGGCGUUGUUAUGUAAUAACAUACUCGGUCGUCACAAGAACUUGGCUAAAAGGGAUUUAAGUCUAGGAAUC